Molecule: messenger RNA, 1298 nt
Organism: Suillus subaureus
Lineage: Eukaryota; Fungi; Basidiomycota; Agaricomycetes; Boletales; Suillaceae
Exons: 2
Coding region: 103-1254 (383 amino acids)
Source: RefSeq, a predicted model, not a curated record
CACUCUGCUAAAACGGUGUCUAUACCAAAGCUUUCACUCUAUGAUGUUAGUGUCGUAGCCGACGAACAUCUUUACUUGUGGGACCAAGAAGAUGACACGGCCAUGGUCAAACCGAUACUCCCAAAACCCUCACAACGAACAAUCGAGCGUAACUGGUCUCCAGGAACGUUGUGUACAGUUCCCAACUCAACCAACCUCUGUGUGUUGAUGGAUCCAGCACAAAACCUGAUCGCCGUUGUCUAUUUUGAUGACGAGACACUCUUCAUCAACCUUAGAGCCCUGGUUGAUGAUAGUUUUCACCCUCAAGCUGCUGGACCAAUAUUGUUUCUGUCGGAGCUUCCCGGAUACGACAACGAUGUGGAUUCAGAGAGUGUGAAGCUCAAGGUUAUGGGGAGGCAUAUCGCUUUGCAGCUUGCUGCUUCGAACUGUGACACGUGGCAGCUGCAGAUUUGGGACUGGCAGCGCUCGACGACAUCAGAUAAUGUCCUCAGCGGUGAUCAUCCCUAUGAGGUUGAUUUUUGUUUCCUCAGAAACGAUAGAUUGCUCGUUGUCGCUGACAAUUUGAAACUCUAUUCAAUCGAGGAUAUGUCCAAGACGCCAGAAUUACUGGCGUCUUUUGUGCUGCCCGUCCAACUGCCGGGCAUGACAGCAUGUCUCCUUCCCGUGGAUAGUAUUACGUGUAGCUCACAACCGCAGAUGCAAGUCCAACAAACAAUGUACACCCCAGAUCCUAAACAUCGGCUACUCUGCAUUACCAUGUACACGUAUGUGUCGUCCAUCGUCUACAUCAUUUCUACCAGGAUUUUCUUCGAUCUUCCCGAAAUAGCAGUAGCGACACCAAUACCGUGGAAAUGCUGGGGUCCUUCAAACACUCGUAUUUUCCGAUGCCCGCCAGAGCACGACGAAUGCAGAGUUCACCAUAACGGAAAUCGAGUUUUACUACUAUUACGAGUCCACAAUUCGAAACGCAAGCCAGUGUGGAAUCGCAAAUAUGAGUUGUGUAUCAUGGACUUCAGCCCGCUAGCUGUGAGGAACAGUCGGGGUCUCGGACAAGUGGUGACAAAGCCAUCUACGCUAAACGUCGCUGAUCUAAAUUGCAAGCGUAACAGUUGUGAGGAGCGCUUGACGACUUUCCUGCCUUAUGUCAAGGUCGUAUUGAACAGGAGGUUCGGUCUUGACGAUUUAAAGAACAUAUGGAUGGAUAAGGAUAGGAUUUAUUUACUCUCAGACAAGCUCGAGGUCAUUGACGUUUAAAACAUCCCAUGAUAAAUCGUCGACAUUGUUUAGACUUCUAAUAC